This is a messenger RNA of Phycodurus eques (leafy seadragon), 4091 nucleotides long. RefSeq names its product ETHE1 persulfide dioxygenase (gene ethe1). The record is from RefSeq and is a predicted model, not a curated record. Gene Ontology annotation, molecular function: sulfur dioxygenase activity. NCBI's taxonomy places the organism in Eukaryota, Metazoa, Chordata, Actinopteri, Syngnathiformes, Syngnathidae. Gene Ontology annotation, biological process: hydrogen sulfide metabolic process; glutathione metabolic process.
AUCAGACAACCAGGCAGCCCGCGGUGCCUCCUCUCAGUUUAUUGUGACAAUAUAUACGCCACUUCUCUUCCGUGAGCGACCGUCAUAAGCAGGCAAAGGACGGGAAAGGACAAUGUGCUCGGUGAUAACCAAGGUGACAGCGAACCGACUGUGCCUGGCAGUAACGCUAGGUGGUCUCCGUAGGUACACCGAGGGCUUGAGUGCCUCGGUAGCCGGGGACGGGCGCUUGUGCGCGGGGACGAGAGCCCGCGGUGUCCUGCUGGAAGGGGGGAGGACGUACUCAUCUGGGACGCAAUUGAACGACCGACCCUUCUUCAGACAGCUGUUUGAAUCAGAGAGCAGCACCUACUCAUACCUGCUGGCUGACGCUAUCACCAAGGACGCCAUCCUCAUCGACCCCGUACUGGAGACCAUCGACAGGGACCUGAAGCUCGUCUGUGAAUUGGGCCUUCAUCUGAGAGUAGCAGUGAACACUCACUGCCAUGCGGACCACAUCACCAGCACGGGGCUGAUGAAGACGAGGCUAGCCGGGUUGAAAAGCGCCAUCUCCAAAUUAAGCGGCGCCACGGCGGACAUCCUGCUGUCUGAGGGAGACAGGAUCACCUUUGGAAAACAUUAUCUGACGGUGAGAGAAACGCCAGGACACACAGAUGGCUGCGUGACACUGGUGACGCAGGAUCAGUGCAUGGCGUUCACCGGGGACGCGUUGCUCAUACGAGGAUGCGGCAGGACAGACUUCCAGCAAGGUUGCUCCAAGCGGCUCUACAGUUCCAUUUACCACAAGAUCUUCACCCUGCCCGACCACUGCCUCAUUUACCCGGCGCAUGACUACCGAGGUCAGACAGUGUCCACUGUUGGUGAGGAACGCAUGUUAAAUCCUCGCUUGACAAAGAGCCUGGAAGAGUUCGUGACAAUCAUGGAGAACCUGAAUCUUCCAAAGCCUUCCAAAAUAGAUAUUUCAGUGCCUGCGAAUCUGGUCUGCGGAGUUCAUCACAUUUGAACACCCUGCACAAGAGUGGACUUAAAUCAAAAGUAUUCCAAAUUGUUUAUUGUAGCAUUACCCCCCCCCCCCCCCCCCGAAUGAAGAAUCGCACUUCACUGAUGAAUUUUCAGGUUUAAUGGCAGCAAGCCAUCAACUUGCUUGGGAAUACACAAAAAACAAGGUGUAAACUAAAAGCCAUACUCUUAGAGCCAUCUAUCUUAACUCACUUGGGGUUAUUCACACACACACACACACACACACAGAGAGAGAGAGAGAGAGAGAGAGAGAGAGAGAGAGAGAGAGAGUGAGUGAGAGAGAGAGAGAGAGUGAGUGAGAGAGUGAGUGAGUGAGUGAGUGAGUGUCAUGUGCUACCAUCUUAUUUUAUUGUAAAUUUGCCCUAAUGGAAAGCAUGUGCUAUGUAUCCACAUAUUGAACUGUCACAUUUGCAUUGGGAAUCACUGAGGUCCAUGUUUCUAUUGCAUAAAUUGAAAACAUUGACUAAACUAUGAGUCAACUCUCUUAACAACACGCCUGCACUGCCUGUAAGACAGGUUUCCCCCCCCCCCCCCCUCUUUAAACCAUUGUUGAAGAGGAGUGUUAGCCCUUGACACAUACCAACAACAUAGCAACUUCUGGCCAUCAUAGAGUUUAAUAUUCAUCCUAAUUACCUUCAGUUCAUCUUCUCAUGUUAGAAUGAAUAUUAAGUGAAGUGCUGCCAUUUUCAGUUGGUACUAUACUGGAUGCAUACAUCCAUCCAUUUUCUGAGCCGCUUCUCCUCACUAGGGUCACGGGCGUGCCGGAGCCUAUCCCACCUAUCAUCGGGCAGGAGACGGGGUACACCCGAACUGGUUGCCAGACAAUCGUAGGGCACAUACAAACAAACAACCAUUCACACUCACAUUCACACCUACGGGCAAUUUAGAGUUGUCAAUUAACCUACCAUGCAUGUUUUGGGGAUGUGGGAGGAAACCGGAGUGCCCGGAGAAAACCCACACAGGCACGGGGAGAACAUACAAACUCCACACAGGCGGGUACGGGGAUUGAACCUCGGACCUCAGAACUGUGAGGCAGACACUCUCACCUGUCGUCCACUGUGACGCCUGGAUGCAUACAGUACAUGAUAUUAAUACAAUAUGAGCAAUUGUAAAAAAAGUAAAACUACUCACCCAAACUGUCAUACAAUUACAGUGGUGCCGUGAGGUACAAAUUUUAUUCAUUCCGUGACUAUGCCCAUAACUCAAAACACUUGUAUCGCAAGUCAUAUUACCAUUCAAAUGAAUAUAAAUCCCAUUAUUUUGUUUCUUGCUUCCCCUGAAAAAACAACCAAAAUGUUAGAAUAUGUUUUUAAUAAGGCAAAUAGCACUCUAUAACAUUGCACUUUAUAAGAAUACUUAGUAAUAAUAAUGUAGUUAAAUAGAAUGUAAAGAUUUAAACAGUUUGUACAUCAUGAUUAAUUUAUUGCGGCUCCUUCUGGUGUGCCGAUUGGCCACCAGGGACAGUAUAAUACAGUCAUGUGGACACAAACGAAUAGGCCUGUCACAAUAAUUACUAUAUCGACUUAUUGUUCGAUGAAUAAAAUGGACACGAUAGUUUUUCCGGACUCGAUAAAUUGUCAUUCUUGUGGUAAGCCGGCGUGCGGAUCACACAGUGUGCUGACAGAGUGGGACGGCUGUGUCAUUAGCCGUUAGUGGACUUAUGGAAUGCUGGUGUACCGGUACACUCUUGCCGGUGUUGGCUCCGUCCAAUACUCCGCAGCCUUGCUCCAUGUGCAAUGCCGAGAUUCACACGACAGAGAAACUUAAGGGGAAAGUUAACUGUUUUUGUGUUCGCGAGCUAACGAGUAGCCUGCGAGCUAACGAGUUCAGAAGAUAAACAGCUCGUUCCACCGCGGCGAUGUCAUUUAAAACAUCAGAGCUUUCGCUCCGAGUUGUUGUGUGUGUUAGUCCCCAAUUAACAUACACGGGGACGUUAACUAUUUACUAAGCAUAACCUUACUGGCACACGUUAUUCAGCCAAUAGUUGACUACAGCGAACGUCAGUGUACAUUUGACUGACUGGUGAAGGGCUCAUCUUUAGCGGACCAACCACACAGUAGCUAGGAGACUUUAUGUCAUUCUGAUUGAAAUCAUUUUAAGAUGUCUGAUCAACUGUUCAUAUGUGAGGGGAUCUAUUCUAAUCUGGUGUACACGUGCACUACUCGGAACAGCCGUGUGACAUGUGCACUUCGUUGUGAACGUCACGUCAUUAAUCAAGAUGGAGGUCCGUCGUCUAUUCGGCACAGUAGUUUAGAUUGUUUUUAUUCGUUAAUGUAAAAAACACUUGAUUAAAAAACACUUAUAAGUAGCUAGAAACAAGAUCUCUGUCACAUACGAUCUUUGUCGAGCGCCGCCAUAUUUACAGUGUGCGUAAACGAUGAUGUCACCACGUAUUUACAUCGAUACGAAGCAUGCGCAGACAGCUUUUCCCGGGUCUAUUCUGAAUGAUUGUCUUCAUGGUGAAAAUGUUUGGCAAAAGGAAUAUUCCAUCCCUGUGAAACCGAAUAAAAUUCUAUUCAGAUUCAACCUGCUUAUUCUGAUUGAGGUGUUUAUAUGGAGCAUUUCAUUCGGCUUGGGCUUCUAAACCGAUUAUAAUUGGAAUAGAAGACUCAAUGUAAAUCAGGCUGGUCUUCCAGCUCUUUAUUAUUUAUUUCAGACCCAGGGAGAUCCAGAUCACAGUAAAGAAAAACAAUUUAAGAGGGAAACAAGAAAGGAAAUUAUAACAACAACAAUACUGAUUUAAGGGCAAAAAAUAAAAUAAUAAGGGUGGGACUUAUUUUUCAUGAUUUCAGAGGCAUUAAAAAACAUUAUUGCUUAUCGUUAUAGUUUUGGGGGCAAUAUAUCAUUUAAAAAUAAUUGUUAUCAUGAAAGGCCUAGUAAUGAAGUUUCACAACGACUGUAAGUGACUCGGUAAGAUGGAGUAAUAUUAGUCAUUUUUUGCAGAGGAUGAAGAAUAUAUGCCUGUGAGUACUACUCCACCAAACUAUCAUACAACUAGUAUAGAGAGAAGUUAACUACAGUACAAUAAAACCGAAUGGAACUAAAAUAAAGUCAAACUACUCUACCUUUUGAAG